Messenger RNA from Perognathus longimembris pacificus (Pacific pocket mouse), 1451 nucleotides. It is a transcript of the gene Pphln1, whose product is annotated as periphilin 1. Gene Ontology annotation, cellular component: nucleoplasm. Lineage: Eukaryota; Metazoa; Chordata; Mammalia; Rodentia; Heteromyidae. Bases 220 to 1428 code for a protein of 402 amino acids. Gene Ontology annotation, biological process: negative regulation of DNA-templated transcription; negative regulation of gene expression, epigenetic; protein localization to heterochromatin. The record is from RefSeq and is a predicted model, not a curated record. The transcript is spliced from 11 exons.
GACUGGAUUUCGCGGGUUUUUCCUGGAAACUUCGAGUCGUAUAUACAAGACCAGGCUUCUUACUUUCCUCCUUGGGAGCCUGCGUGUCAGCAGACUGGAACUCAGAGCCCGGUCCUGGAGCCUCCACAAUCAAUCCAGAUUGAAGUCAACGCCAUAGUCUUCAUCUUCUAAGAGGGACGGAAGUGCAAUCCAUCCAAGGUGGCUUACAGAAGAGAUGAAAUGUGGUCUGACGGGCGGUAUGACUAUGAAAGGCUCCCAAGAGAAAGAGGGCCUCCUCGGAAUCACAACAAUGAUGCCUACAAUAGAGUAGUUAAUAUUGUGCCAAAGAAAUCACCACUGCUAGAAAAGAGACCACCACUGCUAGAAAAGAGACCUCCACUGCUAGAAAAAAGACCACCACUACUAGAAAAGAGACCUCCACUGCUAGAAAAGAAACCUCCACUGCUAGACAGACCUGAUGAAGGAAGCUACAAUAGAUAUUACAGUCAUGUUGAUUCCCGAGACUAUGACAAGGGCCGCAGUUUUUCUCAUGAUCGAAGGAAUGUUCUACCUCACAGAGGAGAUGAAUCUGGCUAUCGAUGGAGUAGAGAUGAUCAUUCUGCGAGCCGACAGCCCGAGUACAGGGACACAAGAGAUGGUUUUAGAAGAAAAAGUUUCUACUCUUCCCAUUAUUCGAGGGACCGUUCUCCCCAUAAAAGGGAGCCUCCAUUUUUCAGAGAGUCACCUGGAGGUCGAAAGGACUCUCCACACAGCAGAUCUGGCUCCAGUGUCAGCAGCAGAGGCUACUCUCCAGAACGGAGCAAGCCGUAUUCAUUCCACCAGUCUCAGCAUAGAAAACCUGUGCGUGCUGGUGCCUCCUACAAACGACAGAGUGAAGGAAAUCCAGAAAGAGGUAAAGAGAGAUCUGCUCAGUCCUUGAAAACAUCACGAGACACUUCACCUUCGAGCUCUUCAGCAGUUCCUUCAUCAAAGGUGUUAGACAAACCCACUAGGUUAACCGAAAAGGAACUGGCUGAGGCUGCAAGCAAGUGGGCUGCGGAAAAGUUAGAGAAGUCGGAUGAGAGUAACUUGCCUGAAAUUUCUGAGUUUGAGACGGUACCUGCUGCACCAUUAUUCAUUGACCAGCCAGAGGAACCUGAGUCGAACACAACCAACGGGAUAGAAUUAUUUGAAGACAGUCAGCUAGACAGUCGCUCUAAAGCAAUAGCAUCAAAAACCAAAGAGAUUGAACAGGUUUACCGCCAAGACUGUGAAACCUUCGGGAUGGUGGUGAAAAUGCUGAUUGAAAAAGAUCCUUCAUUAGAACAGUCAAUACAGUUUGCACUGAGGCAGAAUUUACAUGAAAUAGGUGAGCGGUGUGUUGAAGAACUGAAGCAUUUUAUUGCAGAGUAUGAUAAUUCUGCUCAAGAUUUUGGAGAGUCUUUUUAGAAAAAUUAGUGUUCAGGCAAAAU